AUGACCCUGAAAACUUUACAUAGCAUCCUGGAUCUCCAGAUGGCUAUUCUACUACUACAGCUUUUCGGCGUGAUCCCCACGACAAUCAUCCUAAUUCUUUCUCUGUUGACAUAUGGCCUGCGGAUUGUUGCUCGGGUUAAGACUAGCCAAAAUGUCGCUUGGGACGACUAUUUGAUGGGUGUUGGGUUGCUCUUGUCACUGGAACCAGCGAUCUGCCAGUAUCUCCUUGUCGCCAAUGGCCUCGGACACCAUCUUUGCAAUCUCCCGAAGGUCCAAGCGGCGCGUUUUGCCAGAAUCAGCUUCGCUCUCCAGAGAGCCAACCAGCCUGUGCUUUGCUGUGUUAAAAUAUCCAUCCUGAUGUUCUACUUGAGAGUCUUCUCGACCAAAGCAUACGGGCGUUUCCGGAUCUGGGUGUACGUGGGCAUAGCGUACACACUAAUUUGGGGAAUCACAACCUGGGCUGUCAACCUCACGACUUGUUACCCCAUUGCGUUCUUCUAUGACCGAACGAUCAAAGGCGGCUCCUGCCGUGACCAGGUCGUCUCGGGCACCACGGCUGCUGUUCUGUCGCUUGUGGGAGACAUUUAUGUCUUGGUGUUGCCGCUUCCCGCAUUGUGGCAGCUGAAGAUCAACACGAGGAAGAAGUGGCUGUGUGUGGCCUCCGUCAUCCGAAUCACGGAGAUCCUCAAGUUCGUCCCCUCGGACGGGAGCUACACCCAAGUCUACGCGACGACCUGGACCACCCUCGAGCAAGGCGUCGCCAUCAUCAGCGGAAACCUACCCCUGCUGGGCCCCCUUUUCCGCAGCUUCUUUGCCAGCAAAGGCAACACGAUGGCCAACUCAUACGGGAUGUCAAGAGGCAUGACGUCUCGGACGGCUGGUACGAGGGCCAGUCGCCUGGGCUUCCGGAAUGAUGGCCCGGUGAACAUCACCAAGAUCAGCGCUUCAUCACCUAGACUGUUCACCUUUGAGAGGCUUGACGAUGAUGAGGCCAGCAUCUACGGGGGUGGGAUGGAUGACAAGUCAAUUAUUGUGAAGAAGCAGGUUGAAGUCAGCGUUACAUGA
Molecule: messenger RNA, 1065 nt
Organism: Diaporthe citri
Lineage: Eukaryota; Fungi; Ascomycota; Sordariomycetes; Diaporthales; Diaporthaceae
Exons: 6
Coding region: 1-1065 (354 amino acids)
Source: RefSeq, a predicted model, not a curated record